Molecule: messenger RNA, 2195 nt
Organism: Chironomus riparius
Lineage: Eukaryota; Metazoa; Arthropoda; Insecta; Diptera; Chironomidae
Source: the annotation of a GenBank genome assembly
CACGAUUUGCAAUUUACUAAGAGAAUGAUGUGCUGCUUUUAAAAUUUCAUAUGCAACUUUUCCUUUAAAAAGGCAUACUAAUCAAUGAGUCAAGAAUCAGUAAGAUUUUGUGUGUUGAUAGAACAGCAAUAAGGUGUUAAGUUUUAGAAAAAAAAAAAAAAAACAAUGAAGUUCUGUGGCUUAAUUGUGCUAAUAUUCAUCCAAUAUUCCCAUCAAACAUUUUAUGGAGGAAAAGGUUCUCUUGGAUCAACUGUAGUUCUUACAGAAUCACAUCAAAAGGGUUUAAAUGCUGGAGGACCUAUAGUCUUUCCAACACACGGUCAAGGCGACCAAAAUGUGCAAUUCAGUCUUGGAUUCAGUAAAUAUAAACCAGGACAAAUUCUUCAUAGCCUCGGGACAAGCAUUCUUGGUCAUAAACUAAAUAAACAUCAUGGAAGUAGUGGAUGGAAUGCUCAAGGAGCCCAUCAGGGCGGAUUUGGAAGCACUGGAGUUAAUUCUAAUGCAGGAGGAGGAUUAUAUGGCAGUGGUCAUAAUUUUAAACCACAAGGAGGCUCACCUGGAGUAAAUAAUGGAUGUAAUGCAUGUAAUGACAAUAAUGUAAAUACAAAUAAAGGCACUGGAAUUGGUUUUAAUCCACAAAGCGGAUAUGGAGGUGGAAAUUUUGGAGCAGUGCCAGAGCAUAACUCACAUGGAGGUGUUUUACCGAAUCCAGGCCAAAAUACAAAUGGAUUUAAUUAUGCAGGAAGUUCAAGUUCUGCUGGAAGCUUUGCUUCAAGUGGCAGUUUUAGCCAUAAUGUUGGGAAUGCAGGAGGUGGAUAUGGAAAUACUGGUAGUAAAAAACCUGGACUUGAUGGGGCUAGCAUCGGUUUCGGUGGAAAUGAUGGAAGUAAGAAGCCAAAUCAAGGUCCUAAUGCAGGUGGAUUCAGCUCAUCAGGAAGUGUUGGUGGAAGUUUUGGCAAUUCUGGUAGCGGAUUUGAAGGUGUUGGACAGAACAAACCAAGUACGACACCAUCUGGAAGUAGCUAUGGUGAGUCAAGACCUAAUACUGGAGGUUAUAAGCCCAACCAAGGCAAUCAAGGUACAAAUACUGGAAGUGGAUUCAGCUCAUCAGGAAGUGUAGGUGGAACUUUUAGCAAUUCUGGAAAUAGUUUCGGUGGGUCAGGAUCUAAUGUUGGUGGUUACAAACCAAAUCAAAGCAGUCAAGGCUCAAAUACAGGUGGAUUCAGCUCAUCAGGAAGUGUAGGUGGAAGUUUUGGCAGUUCUGGAAGUGAAUAUGGAAAUGUUGGUCAUAAAAAACCAACACAAACUGAAAGUAGUUAUGGAGGAUCAAACCCAAAUGUUGGAAGUUACAGACCAACUAAUACAGGAGGAGUUAAUUUCGGUUCUGUUGCCAGUUUUGGCCAUAAUGCAGGUAGCUCUGGAAAUUCAAAUACUGGCACAGCACAAGUUGGUGGUGGUUCAACGUAUGGAACACAUGAAUCAGACAUAAAUCCUCAUAAUUCUGGUGCUGGUCACAAUGCAAACGAUGCAAGCAAUCACUUUAAUUCUCAUGGCAACGGUGGUUUUAAUUCAAAUACCAAUACAAAUAAUGCAGGCGGUUUUACUACAAACACAGAGUCCUUAUCAACUGGUGGCAACUAUGGCCCGCAUUCUCAUGGUUCAAAUAAUCCACAAAAUGCUCAUGGCAAUGUAGCAAACUCAAAUUCAUAUAGUGGAAGUGGAAAUGACUUUUCAUCAUCAUCACACAGCACGAGCAACAGCAACGCAAAUGUAAAUGCCGUACAUGAUUCAAAACCUGUUGAUUCCACUGCACAUGGUACUAACGAUUGGAGUACUCUUGACAAUGUCGGUUUAAAUUUACAUAAGUUAGUCAAUAAUAAUGCACACUCAAGUGCCAGUGCCAAUUCUUAUUCUGGAUCGACGAGUGUCGGAAAUGAUUUAUUUAAAGUUACGAGUGGAUUUUCACAAUCAUCUGCAUCUGCUUCGUCCUCCGGCAAUGCACACAGUACACAUGCAGCAAGUCAUGCUUCAGCAACUGCAGGUUUAUUGAGCGGCCCAUCUUAUGGCUAAAUUUUUGACAUAUUGCGCAAGUUUGUUUUUGUAUUCUUAUCAUUAGUUUGUAAAUAUUAUUUGAUUCUAUGACAUGUAUGCCAAUGAGGUUGAGUGAUAACUUUUGAACAGUUUGGCAAUAAAUG